Molecule: messenger RNA, 267 nt
Organism: Debaryomyces tyrocola
Lineage: Eukaryota; Fungi; Ascomycota; Pichiomycetes; Serinales; Debaryomycetaceae
Source: the annotation of a GenBank genome assembly
AUGCUACUUAAACAUGCUUUAAAUUUAAAGUUAUCGAAGGUACGAAUCCAAAGCUUUUCAAACAUUACAUUUUACGAAGGAUGUUUAAAAAGUAUAUUAAAAAAUAUGCGCAAACCCGGAAUCGAACCGGGGGCCCAACGAUGGCAACGUUGGAUUUUACCACUAAACCAUUUGCGCUUGAAACUGAUUUCGCCCAGGAUCGAACUGGGGACGUUCUGCGUGUUAAGCAGAUGCCAUAACCAACUAGACCACGAAACCAAUUAUUAG